UAUUUAUAAUUUAAUAAUACUGUUAACAUUUAAUUACAUCUACAUUUAACAUCAAUCAUCAAAAUGUGUAUUUGGAUACCAUUGAGCGCACCGGUAAACGAUGGUCAGCACACGUGGCUGGAGUUGUGGGCCACACGCAUUUGCACGGUGUUGGGUCUCGUGCUCUUUAUCAACGCAUUCAUUGCAAUAUUUUGGCCAUGGUGCAUUCCACCCGCACUCAUGCAAAUGGUGGCAUCCGUAAUAAUCAUAAGCAUAGAGGGGCCCACAUUUGUGGAGUUCCUGGCAUUCGCGGCGCCAGUAAGCCGUUUCUUUGACGACAAAUCGCCCUGGACUAAAGUGAUAGUUUACGCUACACUGACCAUGCUGCCAUUUAUCAUCGGGCUCAGUAUAACUUGUUUUAGUAUAGCAUUUAUUGUAGGUUUUUUGAACUCACUCGCAGUCACAUUAAUUUACAUAUUCCUGAUCCGAUCCGCAUCCACCGGUCGGGCCAAUAAUGUUGAGGCCUAUGGGGGCGGACCCCCGCCGGUGGUUAGCCCAACCGCACAGUCAUUCCCCGCCUCAGCGCCGACUACUAACACUACAUGAUUUAUUAUGUUUUAAAAUAUAUUGUACAUUAAUUCAAUAAUUUUUUAAUUAUUUUAAUGUGUG
This is a messenger RNA of Medioppia subpectinata, 648 nucleotides long. The record is from the annotation of a GenBank genome assembly. NCBI's taxonomy places the organism in Eukaryota, Metazoa, Arthropoda, Arachnida, Sarcoptiformes, Oppiidae.